UGGCAGCGGAUAGCAGCGUUUGUUACAUGUGCGAUCCUGAUUGGUGAAAUGAUGGUGUUCGGUUUACUUAUCGCUGCGAUACAACUGAUCGCAAAACCACGAAUACGCAAAUUCAAAAUUAAACAAGGUGUUGCCAUAUCGAAAAAAAGGAAAGCAAUUAAAAAACGUGCGUUAAGACGACUUCGAAAGCUGAAGCUGAAAAGAAUUCGAACGAACAAAAAAUUGGUGCAGAUGCAGAAGAGCAAUCAAAAAGACGACGAUUCAAGCAGAGGAUCAACGUCCAUAAGCUACCGCGAUUAUUCUGCAGAUACAUCGCAAAUGGGCAGUGCCGAACGAAGCUCUCAAAUGAACACAAUCAAAUCGGAGGAACUACGAAACAAAACCGACAAAAAUGCUUCAGCAGGUAUUUCUAUUAAAAUUGACAUUGUCACACCUGAAUAUGGAUGGCUAUGCAAUGAAAUUAAAUCAAACAAAUCGAAAUAUAUGGGCGUUUGCAUGAGCCAGUAA
Messenger RNA from Anisakis simplex (herring worm), 507 nucleotides. Lineage: Eukaryota; Metazoa; Nematoda; Chromadorea; Rhabditida; Anisakidae. The record is from the annotation of a GenBank genome assembly.